UGGGUGUGUCCAAGAUAACAACUGGCCAUUCAGCACAUCCAAGUGUAUCUUGGAGACGAGUCUUGACGCCCGUGAUUCACACAACUUGGACAGAGCAUUGCAUGUAGCCGAAGUGCCUUUCAGUCGAGAAACCAGCUUGAACUUCCUAUGGACAUGUUGGCCCGAUACUGGACAGUGUGGACAACUGCUCUGUACAUCUGUAUAGCCACUGACAGGGGCAUAACUGAGGCAAGAUGUAAUGUGCAUGAAUUCCAACUUUUAGAUGCCGACUAUCAAGGGAAGAAGAUUGACAAAACGAUAAGACGACGUGGCACUGCGACGAGUCUGCUGAAGUGUUUGUCGUUCUGUAACAAAGACAUUGUGAGUACGCCAUUCUACAACCAGGACACCCAAGACUGUAUCUGUCCCUUGUCUCGCCCCAGAGACUGGCUGCUGGUCUCUGGACCCGGAUAUGUGUUUUACGACACCCCAGGCCUGAUUGACGUGCAGUUACAAGAGGCGAUCAACGCUUCAUCAGAAGCGGAUGGGUAUCCAGCACAGAAUGUCGUUGGCGGGCAUGCUUCUCCCUGGAAGCCAAGGUCGGAUGAUGCAGCCCCGUGGAUUGAGGCAGGGAUACGUCAGUUUCUUUACUUUGAAGAGAUUCGAAUAAACCCCUCCUUUCCUACUCUCACGAAUGGCAUCUGGUUCCGGGAUUCCAACAUGAAGUGGAUAAAAACAUGGACGAAGAACGACGCGGCAUCUCCUACGCCCAGUUGGUUCAUUCCACAUUGUCAAGUGCUGAGCGUUCCCACAGACGCACUCAGAAUAACUAUGGACCAAAGCAGCAGUUUUGAAAUUAGGUUCAUACGUGUGGCUGGUCGUAAGUAAAUUCCUAUGAUAAGAAUAGGGUGGGUCAUAUAGGUAAAUGUGAA
Haliotis rufescens (red abalone) is the source of this 911-nucleotide messenger RNA. RefSeq lists its product as uncharacterized. Bases 148 to 867 code for a protein of 239 amino acids. The record is from RefSeq and is a predicted model, not a curated record. Lineage: Eukaryota; Metazoa; Mollusca; Gastropoda; Lepetellida; Haliotidae. The transcript is spliced from 5 exons.